AAGGAGUUCCUGGGAAUGAUGCUGGAAGGGCACAGACUGCACUGGCUCUUCAAUGUGGGUGGAGACACGGCCGAGGUGGAGAUGCCGGAAGAUGUCCAAACAGAUGGCAACUUCAACAACGUGGUCCUGGAAAGGAUCCUUCAGUACGGUCAGAUGGCCAUGGCUUCGGAGACCAGGGUGACCAAGGCCAUGGUGGAUGCAGUAGGGGACAGCGGACUGCUCAACCUCCAGACUGAAGAGACUGUGUUCUAUGUGGGAGGGUACCUGACACAUUCACGCCACCUCUCCAGCUCCAGUUGCCCAACUUCAAGGGCUGUAUUGAGCUGGAGACCCUGAAUGAGGAGGUGCUCAGUCUUUAUAACUUUGAGGACAUCUUCCAUCUCAACACCACCGAGGAGAAACCAUGUGGAAGAACGAAGCCGGUGUUGACCCAGCAGUGGGUGAACGACGCAGCCUACUUUGACGGGACGGGCUACGCCGAGGUCACCUUGAAGGAGGAUACAGGGAAGAUGCAGCGCUUUGAACAGGAAGUUAAACUGAUGAGUCACAACGGCAUCCUGCUCAUGCUCCUCAGCCAGGUCAGAGGUCACGCUACUGCUGCUGGGGUUUUGAG
Molecule: messenger RNA, 613 nt
Organism: Oncorhynchus gorbuscha (pink salmon)
Lineage: Eukaryota; Metazoa; Chordata; Actinopteri; Salmoniformes; Salmonidae
Product: laminin subunit alpha-5-like
Exons: 4
Coding region: 16-336 (106 amino acids)
Source: RefSeq, a predicted model, not a curated record